AUGGCAACCACUGCAACCGAUGCGCCUGCCGUCAAUGGCACCGACGCUCAUCCCGCCUUCGAUCCCAUCCCGGACGUGAUAGAAGCCUUCGGCCGUGGCGACUUCGCCAUCGUGCUCGAUUCGCCCUCUCGCGAAAACGAGGGCGACCUCAUCAUCGCCGCCUCCGCUCUCACCCCCGCCAAAGCGUCCUUCAUGAUCCGCUACACGUCGGGCUACAUCUGCGCGCCGGUGACGGCGGCGCGCGCCAAGAAGCUGUCGCUGCCGCAGAUGGUCGUUGACAACGCCGACCCGAACCGCACCGCCUACGCCGUCUCCGUCGACGCCUCGACCCGCCACGGCAUCUCCACCGGUAUAUCCGCCGCCGACCGCAGCGUGACCUGCCGUCUGCUCGCUGACGACAGCGCGACGGCCGAGGACUUCAGGCGGCCCGGUCAUAUUCUGCCGCUGCAAUCGCGUGACGGCGGUGUCAGGCAGAGGCGCGGCCACACCGAGGCGGCGACGGAACUGUGCCGGCUGGCGAAGCUGCCCGAGGCCGGCGUCAUUUGUGAGCUCAUCACCGACGGCGAGGAGAAGGAGGGCGUGGCCGAGCGCGUCGGCGGUGGCAUGAUGAGGAGGGACGAGUGCCUGGCUUUUGGCAAGAGAUUCGGCAUCAAGGUGUGCACCAUCGAGGAUCUAGUGCGCUACGUCGAGGAAACCGAGGGCAAGCUCGAGGGUGUCGUGGGCGUCGACUACUAA
This is a messenger RNA of Diplodia corticola, 735 nucleotides long. RefSeq names its product dihydroxy-2-butanone 4-phosphate synthase. Gene Ontology annotation, molecular function: 3,4-dihydroxy-2-butanone-4-phosphate synthase activity. NCBI's taxonomy places the organism in Eukaryota, Fungi, Ascomycota, Dothideomycetes, Botryosphaeriales, Botryosphaeriaceae. Bases 1 to 735 code for a protein of 244 amino acids. The record is from RefSeq and is a predicted model, not a curated record. The transcript has 2 exons. Gene Ontology annotation, cellular component: cytosol; mitochondrial intermembrane space. Gene Ontology annotation, biological process: riboflavin biosynthetic process; aerobic respiration.